AUGAAAUAAGAAGAAGAUGAGAAACUAGUAAUUAUAAUUCCAUAUAUAUAUGUAGUUCAUUGACACUGUUUAAACCCAAUAACUUGAAAUUGAGAGUUUAAAAAAGUAGAUUAGACUAUAAGAAUUUUAAUCCAAAUAACAACAUCUAGAAGUAAACUCUUAAGACUAUCAAAGUUAAUCAAUUCCCUAGAUUAAUUAAAGAAACGAAAUGAAGAAUUAGAUAUAGAAUUAAAUAAACAAAUUGAAUCGACUCAUGAAACCUAAUUAUAACAAUUUGCUUUAUAAAUGUAAGAUUAAUUGGCAAAGGCUGAAGAAUAAAUACUCAUCUAUCAAGAGAAUGAAGUAUAUAUCUAUAAUCAAUUAUAUUUUAGCUUAAAUUGAUUAAAGAAAUCUAAUAACUUCAAGGAAAAUUAGAAUCUGAUAAGAUUAAUGAUUUGAAAAAAUAAUUAGUUAAAAUGGAAGAAACUGCUAUUGCUUUAAUUGUUGAGAAAGAAUUUAUUAUAUCAGAACAAGCUAAAGAAAUUGAAUUAUUGAAAUAAAAUGAAAAAUUUAAUAAUUAAUAAAUUGAGAAUAAUACUUAAAUAUUGGAUAUAUAAGAAUUGGAAAAUAAAAUAUAAGAUUAUUAAUAUAAAAUAGAACAUCAAUAAUAACUUCAUGAAGAACAAUUAUCUAAUCUUGAAAGAAUAAUAACAAAUCGUAUAUUUGAAUCAUUAGAACUUGAAAUGAAUUAAAAGAAAUUAGUAGAAUAAGAUUUAUUACAUUAAAUACAUAUAUUAGAAGAAAAGAAUAAGUAUUAUGAAAAAUUAUUAAAUGAAUAAGAAAGAAAACUGAAUAUAUUUAGAGAAGAAAAAAAUCAAGAAUAAACUCUAUAUGAUAAAAAAUAUUAGGAAAUUAGUGAACGAUUAAGAUAUGCUUUAUAGUAAAUUAUAAAAAGUGAUAAGAAAUGUGAAGAUGCAUAUAAAUAAUUUUCAUAAUUAUAAAGAGAAAAAUAAAAUAUGACAAAACAGAAAGAAGAAUUAAUACGAAAAUAAGUUUAUCUUGAAAAUCAAAAUAGAAAGCAUACACAAGUUAUUUAAGAAUAUAAAGAAUUGAUUGAUACUCUAUAAUAAUAAGUUAAUGAAUAAGAUUAAAUUAUUUAAGAAUAAAAUGAAUAAUUAUAAAAAUUAAGUAUUCAUUAUGAAUAAUAACUCAAAAUUGCUAUUUAAUCUCAUCAAUAGAAAUUUGAAUUUAAUGAUAAUGAAAUAGCAUCAAAUUAAAAUGCAUUAUUAAGUGAUUUACUUAAAGAUAGUUAAAUUAGUUAAAAUAAUUAAAAUACUCACAUUGAUUCACCAACACAUUCUAUUUAAUAAACUCAUACUUCUCAUUUAUCAGAUUCUUAUUGUUCUUUUUAAACUAAAAAUAGUUCUAGAAGAAGAGUUGGAAAUGAUUGUAAAUAUGAAAAUAUUAAAGAUGCUUUACUUGAUGCAAAACAUACUAUUAAGUAAUUAAUUAAUUAAUAUAUUAUAGAAUCUAAAAUUUAGAAAUUUCUAAUCUAGAAUAAACUGUUGAAAUUUUAUAAAAAGAACUUAAAUCUCAAUUAUUAGAAAUACAUAAUCUUAGAAAAACUAAAUUAGAUUUUAAAUAAGAUAAAGAUUAUAAAUUAGAAAUAGAGAAAUUAAAAUAAUGUUUGAAUACAAUGGAAACACAUUACUUAACUACUAAAUUGAGUUUAGCUGAAGAAAUUAAUUUUUUAAAAGAUGAACUUAAAAGAGCUGAAUCAGAAGCAUUAAGAUCUAAAUUGUAAUUAACAUAAUUAAAUGCUUAAUUUUGCAUUAUUCAAUAAAAAUAUUAGAAAUUAGAUAAAUAACAAUAACAAAGUCUAACAAACAGACAAAUAUAAAAUAUAGAUGAAAAAAGUCCUGUUAAAGGAAGGAAGAGUAUAUUUUCUAUCUUUGGUUGA
Messenger RNA from Paramecium pentaurelia, 1939 nucleotides. The record is from the annotation of a GenBank genome assembly. NCBI's taxonomy places the organism in Eukaryota, Ciliophora, Oligohymenophorea, Peniculida, Parameciidae.